Messenger RNA from Lipotes vexillifer (Yangtze River dolphin), 1836 nucleotides. RefSeq names its product selenoprotein O-like. The transcript has 19 exons. The coding region runs from base 1 to 1836 and encodes 611 amino acids. Lineage: Eukaryota; Metazoa; Chordata; Mammalia; Artiodactyla; Lipotidae. The record is from RefSeq and is a predicted model, not a curated record.
AUGCUACAGGGCGCCCGACGAACAAUCAUGAACUUUCCUUUUGCGUAUUUAGGCAGAAGUAGGACGCGAAGCAUCGGGUUCCUGUUUCGCUGCCUAAUCCGGAGGCUCCAGUUUCCGCGGCUGCUUCUCUUGGGUGUUACCUGCCACGCCGUCGUCUGCUCCUUAUGGCGACCUGGCCUUGCAGGAAGUGCCAGCCUUUUGCAUCUUUACAGUAACAAGUCAAACCCCGAGCAGGGCUAUUGUAUAAGAGAAGUUAGAUUAGCCUCGUCUCUCGACUUCUGGACGCUCUCCUCUGAAAACCUUAUAGCUGUGUUGCCAAUUGAUCCUGUUAAAGAAAAUUAUGUGCGUAAAGUGAAAAACUGUGUUUUUUCAAUUGCCUACCCCACUCCUUUCAAAUCAAGAGUACAUCUUGUAGCAGUUUCAAAGCAAGUGCUAGAAGAUAUUUUGGACCUUGAUUUAUCUGUCUCAGAAACAGAUGAUUUUAUCCAGCUUGUAAGUGGCGAAAAGAUAGUACUUGGAUCCAUUCCACUGGCUCACAGAUAUGGGGGCCACCAGUUUGGGAUAUGGGCAGAUCAGCUCGGGGAUGGAAGAGCCCAUCUUAUUGGAAUUUACAUGAACAGGCAGGGUGAAAAGUGGGAGCUCCAAUUAAAAGGCUCAGGAAAAACCCCAUACUCCCGAAGUGGCGACGGCAGAGCUGUGCUUCGUUCCUCCAUGAGAGAAUUUUUGUGUAGUGAGGCUAUGUACUAUCUCAGAAUUCCCACUAGCAGAGCUGCAAGUCUGGUUGUAAGUGAUGAUGCAGUAUGGAGAGAUCAGUUCUACAAUGGAAACGUUGUGAAAGAACGAGGUGCAGUAGUGCUGCGUGUUGCAAAAUCAUGGUUUAGAAUUGGAUCGUUAGAAAUUUUGGCUCAUUAUGGUGAACUGGAUUUACUAAGGAUGUUAUUAGACUUCAUCAUACAGGAACACUUCCCCUCAGUAGAUGUCAAGGAACCUAACAGAUAUUUGGGUUUUUUUUCUACUGCGGUGUCUGAGACGGCACAGCUUAUUGCCUUGUGGAUGUCUGUUGGUUUUGCUCAUGGUGUUUGUAAUACUGAUAACUUCAGUUUGUUAUCCAUUACAAUUGACUAUGGUCCAUUUGGUUUUAUGGAGGCCUAUAAUCCAGAUUUUGUACCAAACACAUCUGAUGAUGAAAGAAGAUAUAAAAUAGGAAAUCAGGCUAAUAUUGGAAUGUUUAAUUUAAACAAGUUGUUACAAGCUCUAAACCCAUUACUGGAUCCUAGGCAAAAGCAACUUGCUGCUCAGAUUCUUGAGGGGUAUCCCAUUCUUUAUGAUACAAGAUUUAGAGAAUUGUUCAAAGCCAAAUUGGGAUUACUUGGAAAAAGCAAGGGUGAUGAUGAUUUAAUUGCAUUUCUCUUACAUCUCAUGGAAAAGACGGAAGCUGACUUUACAAUGACAUUUCGGCAGCUCAGUGAGAUCACUCAAAGCCAGUUACAGGAGCUCAGCAUUCCUCAGCAAUUCUGGGCACUGAAAAUGAUCUCAAAGCACAAACUCUUUCCUGCCUGGGUGUCCCAGUACCUUUUGAGACUGAAGAGUAACAUGAAUGAUUCAGAUUCUGAAAGAAGAAAAAGAAUGACAACUGUUAAUCCUAGAUACGUGCUGAAGAACUGGAUGGCAGAAUCCGCAGUGCAAAAAGCAGAAAGGAACGAUUUUUCAGAGGUCCAUCUCCUCCAGCAAGUUCUUCGCCGUCCUUUCCAGAAGCAUUCUGCAGCAGAGACAGCAGGCUAUUCCUCACCUACUCCUUCCUGGGCCAAAGAUCUCAGGGUUAGCUGCUCAUCUUAA